GGGCAAGCCACCCUGCGUUCUCAAGUUUGUUCUCUGUGUCUGGUUCCUUUUGCUUUCUCCCCUCAUUUUCAGCUCUGGGUCUUCCUAGCUCCUGAAAUCAAGUCUGGUACCCCAAAUGUGCCUGGAGACAUCCUGAAGAGGCUAAGGGGCUGAGGAGCCUUAGGGCUAUGCCUACGCAGAGCCAGAGAAUUUUCCUGCUGUUUGAUGAGUUUUCAGAUUGGGGUCGCCCUCCCUCUGCCCUGUCAGUUAAAGCCCCUUUCCAAGGAUAUCAAAACUGGUAACAGAGACUGCCCCAGGAAGGAAAGAGUAUCCUCUGAUUUUUACUUCACCUCAAUCCCUGUUGCUAUGGAGACCACCAAUGGGACUGAGACAUGGUACAAGAGUCUGCACGCUGUGCUGAAGGCCCUAAAUGAGACUCUCCACAGCAACUUGCUCUGCCGGCCAGGGCUGGGGCCAGGGCCAGGGCCAGACAACCAGACUGAGAAACGGCAAACCAGCCUACUUGGCCGUGAUGACAACUCCUACAUGUACAUUCUCUUCGUCAUGUUCCUGUUUGCUGCCACAGUGGGCAGCCUCAUUCUGGGAUACACCCGCUCCCGGAAAGUGGACAAGCGCAGUGACCCCUACCAUGUGUACAUCAAGAACCGUGUGUCUAUGAUCUGAGUUUGGAGGCCGAGAAUGGCACUAGAUGAAGGCACUUGAGGCUUGUCUUUCUGAGGCCUCCAGAACUCAGAUGGAGACCACAUCAGGUCUCAGUGUCCCUAUCUGUGAGAUCAGUAAGAAACAGUGCUAAGGGAGGUCACCAUGGGGUGAAAGGAGAGGGGCGGACAGAGUUCGGCCUUGUGGAUAAGGAUUUUUUCCAGGUAAAGUUAGACUUUAUAAACAAUGGGAGCCUUGUGAACAAACAUAGAAAUAGCAAAGGAUAAUGAUCAGUGACUAAUCCAGUAGUUGGGGUGUCGGGGGAUAAGUCUUGGAGGAAAGAGAAGAGGAAGUUGUAGCAGAAGGAAAUGAACAGGAAGAUGGACUAAGGACAUUUUUUUGUGUGUGUUAUCUUCAACAACCAUGAGAAGCAGCAAUGAUUAUCCUAUAUUACAGAUAGAUUAUAUUUGCUCACAAAUUUAAUCUGUAUUUGUUCACAUUUUAUAUUUUUCAACACAUUUAAUAUUUGUGAUUUCACCCCCCUGUGAGGUAAGCAGGGAAACCCUG
Messenger RNA from Trichechus manatus latirostris (Florida manatee), 1206 nucleotides. It is a transcript of the gene KCNE3, whose product is annotated as potassium voltage-gated channel subfamily E regulatory subunit 3. Gene Ontology annotation, cellular component: membrane. Gene Ontology annotation, biological process: membrane repolarization during action potential; negative regulation of delayed rectifier potassium channel activity; regulation of ventricular cardiac muscle cell membrane repolarization. NCBI's taxonomy places the organism in Eukaryota, Metazoa, Chordata, Mammalia, Sirenia, Trichechidae. Gene Ontology annotation, molecular function: transmembrane transporter binding; voltage-gated potassium channel activity involved in ventricular cardiac muscle cell action potential repolarization; delayed rectifier potassium channel activity. The coding region runs from base 205 to 663 and encodes 152 amino acids. The transcript is spliced from 2 exons. The record is from RefSeq and is a predicted model, not a curated record.